AUGGGACUGUGCAAGGAUGAGAAUUUCGGCAGUUGCUACGGUUUUAGUGGAGGCAACGGCGAAUGUGUCGAUCUUCCACGUGAUUGGAAUGACGUCGUGAGCAGUUUGUGGAACGAUGGUGGUCCAUGCGCUGCCUAUAUGGAGGGAAAAUGCGAAGGAGGACCCCUGUGGGUCACAUCGGUAAUGGCCAGUAUGGGGCAGUAUAACGAUCAAAUGUCUUCAUUCAGAUGUUAUGCGGGUUAA
This is a messenger RNA of Didymodactylos carnosus, 243 nucleotides long. NCBI's taxonomy places the organism in Eukaryota, Metazoa, Rotifera, Eurotatoria, Philodinida, Philodinidae. The record is from the annotation of a GenBank genome assembly.